AUGCAGAAUCCUACACGCCAAUACUCAACGGGCUCCCUCGAUCAGUUCGAGCCGGUGAUGGUCACCCCAGUGAUUGGAAAUGAAUUCACCAAGGGCACCUGUAACAUCGUGGAUGACAUCUUAAACGCCCCGGAUGCCGAAAAGCGCAUUCGCGAUCUCGCGAUCAUGAUCGCCGAGCGUGGCGUCGUCUUCUUCCGAGCCCAAGACAACCUAACGAACGAUCUCCAAAAACAACUCAUUCUCCGCAUGGGUGAACUAACCGGCCGCCCCACAGGUCACGGACUACACAUUCACCCCGUAACAAACGAUGCUCGCGAAUUCGGCGACCCAGACCCGGCUAUCAGCACUAUCAACUCGGAAGGCCGCAAGAAACUCUACAAAGGAUCAGACUAUACCCGCAUGGCAGCUGUCUGGCACAGUGAUAUCGGAUUCGAGAAAGCACCAGCUGAUUUCUCUUCUCUGAGGUUAGUACAGUUGCCCAAAACCGGCGGUGACACGCUUUGGGCAUCUGGAUAUGAGAUGUAUGAUCGGAUUAGCAAGCCGUUCCAGAAAUUCCUGGAAACAUUGACUGCUAGCCAUGAUGGUGUGGGAUUCCGACGGAUGGCUGAGUCUGGCAAGUUUCAGCUUUAUGAGAACGAGAGGGGUGCACCAGUGAACGUUGGAUCGGAUCUUCGCGCGGAUCAUCCUGUGGUUCGGACUAAUCCUAUUACUGGCUGGAAAUCUAUUUUCGCUGCUGGAUCUUUCCCGCUUGAGAUUAAUGGCUUGAACCGCAAAGAGAGCGCAAAUAUGUUGCAGCAGUUUCAUGAUCUUAUUACCUAUGGUCAUGAUCUGCAGGUCCGCUUGAAGUGGAAUGACCCUAAUGACAUUGCCAUUUGGGAUAACAGAAGCGUCUUCCACACUGCCACUGGUGACCAUGAAGGAUUUGGACCUCGGAGUGGUAACCGUGCUGUCGGAGUUGGCGAAGUACCUUACUUUGACCCAUCCAGCAAGUCUCGCCGUGAAGAUUUGGGAAUCGUGAAUGACCUAGCUCCUUGUCAUCUGUGA
Penicillium pulvis is the source of this 1044-nucleotide messenger RNA. RefSeq names its product TauD/TfdA dioxygenase family protein. The transcript has 5 exons. Gene Ontology annotation, molecular function: 2-oxoglutarate-dependent dioxygenase activity. Lineage: Eukaryota; Fungi; Ascomycota; Eurotiomycetes; Eurotiales; Aspergillaceae. Bases 1 to 1044 code for a protein of 347 amino acids. Gene Ontology annotation, cellular component: cytoplasm. The record is from RefSeq and is a predicted model, not a curated record.